AUGACAGGAACAGAGCGUAAAGUCUUCCAGAAAUACUACCCACCGGACUUUGAUCCUUCAAAAAUACCCAGGGCAAAAGGACAAAGAAAUAGACAAUUCGUUCAGCGUGUUAUGACUCCGUUCAAUAUGCAAUGCAAUACUUGCCAUGAGUAUAUUUACAAAGGAAAGAAGUUCAACAUGAAGCGUGAAACAGCAGAAGGCGAAUCAUAUCUUGGUCUCAAAAUCUUUCGGUUCUACUUCAGAUGUCCUAAUUGUUUAGCUGAAAUCACCUUCAAGACAGAUCUCGAAAACUGUGAUUAUCAGAAUGAACAUGGUGCAACCAGGCUUUUCGAAGCAGUAAAGCUAUAUCAAGAUCAGCAGAAACAAGCAGAUGAGCAAGAAGCGGAAGAUGCAAAAGACCCGAUGAAAAUGCUUGAAAAGCGGACAAUGCAGAGCCGACAAGAAAUGGAAGAAAUGGGAAAUCUGGAAGAUCUUCAGGAGUCAAGCAGAACAAAAGAAUGCGUGGACACCAUUGGGUUUCUAUCAUCAACAGAUCCACAUAUUGCUCAAGCACAACGAAUAAAAUGGAUGGAAGAAGAAGAUGAUCGAAUGGCAAGAGAAUUGAUGGGAAUCACAUCAGAUGGUCGAAUUGAACGUCGAAUUAAAGAUGACGAGGAAGACGAAGAUGGAGAAGAAGAAGAAGAUAAGGAUGUUCCCGGCCCAAGCACGUCAUCUUCAAUUGUGUUAAAACCAACGAUUCCUAAGCUUGGAAUGGAAGAAACUGCGAAUACGAGGAAGAGAUUCGAACAGAAAGAUCGAUUUGCAGGGAUAAAAUUGAUCAAGAAAGCCAAGACAUCGGACCAGUCCUCUUCUUCACUCGUUGCUACACCUUCUGGGGCUCCCACAAUUUCGUGUGCUCCUGCUCCAGUUGCGUCAACCUCACAACAGCCAGUAGCCACUUCUGGUCUAUCUCUUCUUGCUGGAUACGGAUCUGAUUCGGAUUCUGAAUAA
Molecule: messenger RNA, 990 nt
Organism: Caenorhabditis remanei
Lineage: Eukaryota; Metazoa; Nematoda; Chromadorea; Rhabditida; Rhabditidae
Exons: 7
Coding region: 1-990 (329 amino acids)
Biological process (GO): mRNA splicing, via spliceosome
Cellular component (GO): U2-type catalytic step 1 spliceosome
Source: RefSeq, a predicted model, not a curated record